CCCGUAUCUUCCACAAACAUGCGCCAGACACUCCCCCUCGCUUCAGCUGUGGCCUUGAUGUCCUUGACGCCUACGGCCGUGGCAGACACUCCGCCGUACCAGCCUUGUCCACUGCUGAGAGCCUAUUACCCGGCACUGACGAUCAGCAAAGAAGCCGAGACGGUCAAGUCCUUCGCGGCAGAUUUCACAUCGCUCUUCGAUCACCUCAUCGAAUCGAACGGCUCUGAAGACUUUGGCGCGAUCACGCCCAACACCACGUCCUUCUCAGUGGUAUUGUUCUCCGGCUCCGAAACCACCGACGACGACCCUAUCUUCUUCGAGUACCACUACACGGCCCCCAAAGCAACAAAAAACUCCACUGUCGACGCAAACACGAUUUUCCCGCUGGGCACCCUCACCCAGCUGUUCACUGUCUACUCGUGGCUCGUGGAAGUCGGGGAUGGGCACUGGGAUACAUCCAUCACCGUAUUCUUGCCGGAGCUCAACGACGCGUCUGCGGCCGAUCUAGCUGUGGAAUGGGACGAUAUCACCGUCGGUGCGCUGGCCGGUCAUAUGUCUGGGCUUGCUAGGGACUGUAAGUUGCUCCCAAAGUCAACAACACCCGCGACUCCGUUAAGUGUUGCUGACGGUCGUCGCUUAGCCCACGCAUGCAUUCUCAGUCAGCCUUGCCCCCGUGCGGAUUUCAUACAAAAUAUUGGCGGCCAAGCCCCCCUUUUCUUGCCGGACACUACACCCGUCAUCUCCAACGCUGCGUUCCAACUUCUAGCGCUGGCCUUAGAAGCCCAGAGUGGCAACAGGACGCUCGACCAGGUCCUGUCAACCGGGCUCUUCGAGCCUCUCGGCAUGGCGAACAGCGGCCUUCUGACGCUGGCGGAGAACACGCAGGUCUUCGCCCAGGACUUAAAUGGCUCUGCUAUCGGGGAGCCAGGUGCCCUUUCCAUGCUCUCCACCGCCGCAGACCUCGCACGCGCCGGCCACGCCAUGCUCAGCUCCCGCCUCAUCUCGCCCGCCGCCACCCGCCGCUGGCUCCAGCCCGUCGCCGACACAUCGAACCUCCGCAACGCUAUCGGCCGCCCCUGGGAAAUCUACCACGCCGGGCGACAGGGAAACAGCUCGAUCCUCGACGUCUUCACCAAGACCGGCUCGAUCGGGCAUUACGCGAGCUACUUCGGUCUCGCCCCAGACUUCGACGCGGGGUUCGCCAUCCUGGCGCACGAAGCGGAAGCCGCCCGCGGCCCGGACCUCAACGUGUACGCGGACAUCGUGUCGCUGGCCGUCGCGCAGCUGCAGGAUCUUGCCGCUGCCGAGAUGGCGGCGCGAUAUGCCGGUACGUUCGUCGGCCCCGCUGGCACUGCUACCUUCACAGUCUCCGGCGACGGCCCGGGCCUGGCUGUCUCGAGGCUGGAGGCCGGCGAGGUCGAUCUGCGUGCGGAGAUCGCCGCUGCCGCGGGUGUCGGGCUGGAGGACCUCGACUUCCGCCUGUACCCGAGCAACGUGGCGACCGAGACGCGGCAUCAGUUCGUGGCGGUCUUUCAGGACAAGGGCGCACCGGUUGACAUGGGCACGCCAACUUGCGUCACUUGGCAGGAUGUUGGUGCUUUGGGGUUGACGUUUGAUGUCCGAGUUAUGUUCGAUUUGGACAUGUCUGGAAAGGCCACUAACGUCACCGUAGCUGGGGGCUCCUUGUCGUUGAUGAGAGUGGCUUGGUAUCCAGUGCAACAGCAAAGGAGUCGUUGGAGCAGGAGAUACAUCAGAGUUUGA
Molecule: messenger RNA, 1761 nt
Organism: Colletotrichum destructivum
Lineage: Eukaryota; Fungi; Ascomycota; Sordariomycetes; Glomerellales; Glomerellaceae
Product: Putative beta-lactamase/transpeptidase
Exons: 2
Coding region: 19-1761 (580 amino acids)
Source: RefSeq, a predicted model, not a curated record